Messenger RNA from Durusdinium trenchii, 3414 nucleotides. NCBI's taxonomy places the organism in Eukaryota, Dinophyceae, Suessiales, Symbiodiniaceae. The record is from the annotation of a GenBank genome assembly.
AUGACGCCGCCUCGGGCAGUGAAGGUGGAUGUGGAUCCAACUGCAGAGUGCCUGGUUUGCUCCGGGGAGGUCUCGCAGGAGAUUGCUGUGCCAGAGGAAGUGUUUCAGGCCUUGGACGAGCUGCUGGAGGACUCCACCCCGUGCUUGGUGCUGCUCUCACUGGAGGGCAUUCACGAGACCACGGCGGCCAACUGGGCGAUGAUCGCCUGGACUCCGGACAUCUCGCCAGUGAAGUUGCGGAUGCUGUGCGCCUCUUCCAGAAGGACCUUGAGAGAGGAGUUUCCGCAUUUGCGCUUCAAGGAGUAUAAUUGCAGUGAGAGAAAGGAGGUCACGUGGCAGCAAUACUUGGAGAGCACCCGCACUCGCACCGAGCAAGAUCGCUUUGCGGCCAUGACACAGGAUGAGAUUGACCAGCUGGAGGUACGGAAGCAGGUGGCGAAAGAACAAGCCAUGGCCCCAAAGAAGCUGGCGGGCCUGGCGGCGCUGCAGGUGAAGGUCAACGCGAGCUUCGAAGAAGCCAUGAAGAGUUUCCUGGAGAAGCCCGAGCAGUCGGCGGUGGUCGCCAAGCUGGACUCAGAGGAGCUUCAUGGUGAGCUUCUGGAGGAGACCAGUGCCGUGACGGCGCUGCGGGGGCGGCUGCCAGCAGAGCCUGCCUUUGUGAUUCUGCCAGCCCUAGGUCAGCAACUCCUUUUCAUCACUUGGCUGCCUGAAGGCGCUGGGGUGAGGCAGAAAAUGAAGAUCUCGACCUUCAAGGCCUCGGUGUUAGAGCAAGUGAAAGAACUCGCGGAGAAGGAGGUGGUCUUGGCAGAAGCCACGGACGAUGAUGACUUGGAUGAUAGCCUGGCUGCCUCCCAGAAGGCUGCUGUCUCGGCGACCUCGCCCGAAGCGGCGGAACCACGAUCCGCGCCGCUGGAAGCACCUGCAGGGCCAAAGCCGCCCGCAGGAGCCGUGGCCUUGCCGGGCUUGUCACCGCCCCGAGCUGCACAGGUGGGUGAAGGCUAUGCUAGCCCGAAGGAACCAAAGGAGGCGCCCAAGGAAGCACCCAAGGAGGCAUUGUUCCAGGAGAAGGAGACCGCGGCCAAGACCACGGCUUUUGCUGCGGGCACGGCAGGCACAGCGUCCGACAUCACAGAGAUCCUAAGCCUAGCUGAACUGCAAGAUGCUUCUGUGUGGAAAGCUCGCAAUGUGAUUGCCACUGAGCGGGAGCGCUACCUGCCUGAGGACGUCUUCCUGUCGCUGUUCGGGAUGGACAAGGCCGCCUUUGCAAAGUUGCCGAAGUGGAAGAGGGACAACAAGAAGAAGGAGCACGGCCUUCCGGAAGCUGCACGGCGGGCGAAGAUUCCAACGAUCAAGCAGAAGAUCUUGGAACGCCUCAAGGCACAGAAAGUGGAGAAUGCCUCAAAGCCGGCGCCCAAACCAGGUGCUGCUCCUCCACCGGCACAGGCACAAAGCGGGCAUAUCCCGCCGCCGGCCGGGCAACCGCCCGCCCCUCCGCCGCCGCCACCGCCGCCCUCCGAUGUGGGCGACGCACGGGUCUUGCGCCUCGAUGGUGUGGAGAUCUGUGGCGAUGAGCCAUGGUUUGCGGAUGCCAGCAUCCGCAAACGCCUUCGGGACUCCGUCACCGAGGCGCAUAAGGAACAGAAGAUUUUAGUGGGACCUCCUGCUGACGAGGUGGUGCGGAUUUGCCCAGAGGACGGCCGGGUGCUGGGCGCUGGGGCGGUGCUCCGCUUGGGUGGCGCCCACCUGGGCGGCUACGGCGAGUCGGACAUUGCCUACGCCUACCGCCAGCUUUCUCGAGCACUACAUCCUGACAAGAAUCCGGACCUGGACAAGGCACAGGCAGCUUUCCAUCGGCUCUCAGAGGCCUCGGAUGAGCUGCGACAAGGGCUUCAAGAGCAGCGAAACGCCUUGAAGCUCAUUGUUGGGGUCAUGGGUGGAACAGCCACGGAGAUGAUGCUGGAACGACCGCAAGAGGCGUUAUUUGCAGAAGCCUCGCGGCUUUUGUGUGCCGUGUGCGGAAUCGUGACAGAGGGAGAAGUGUCCCAUGUUGCGCAGGGCAGGGCGCAGUUCAAGUUCCAGCGGUCCUCUCGCAUGUUCUACAGCUGUCACAUGCAGACGCUGAUGUCAGAAUGGUUCGAGAAGACAUAUUUGCUUGAUCUUUAUGCAAGUGCACCCAUUCGGACGGCCUAUGAUUGCGCGCCCAAGUGCUUCCGAGCGCAAUUCUUGUGCCUCCUCAACCGGGCCGCUUUGGCCGAGGCCAAGAGAUUUAACGACUGCGUGCGCGCGGGUUGGCCGAAGAUCAUGCAGACCUUUCCUGAAAUGGGGCUGUGGCGUGAGCUACGGCAGGCCAUCCAUGCACGUGUGUGGGACACCAGUGGUGAGCCGGUGCCUGAAAUACAGGAGGAAAACCCAACGGAGGAGACCAAGAGGAGCAAAAGCAGGAAGAGGAGCCGGUCCCGGAGCCGGCGCCGCAACCGGGACCGGGACCGUGGCCGCGGGAACCGGCGGGAGGACGGGACCUACGAGAUCGACGAUGGCCGCCGCCACCGCGAUGAUACCAAUUGGUACGAGCGAAAUCCCAUCAGCGGUCGCGGUAAGGGGCCUUUGGCAGAAAGGGAGCGGAAACGCGACCUGGCCUGGGAGGCCCGGUGGACCGCCAGUGAAGAUGAUGGCCCAAAGCCAAUGCGGGCUCAGGAGGAGCCUGAGGAGGAAGUGGGCCGAGACCCACGGGAGGUCAUAGCGGUCCACCCCUCGGGUGCCCGCGCCUGCAAGUGGGCGCGGAAGUGGCGCUCGGCCAUGGCAGCCAUCCUUCCCAGCGGCAUUGAUGCCACAGCGCCCUUGACGGACACCGACGUGAGAAAGCUGGGCUUGCUGCUUUGGAAGGACAUCGCAGCGUGGGCCCAGCGAAGUGAGAUCAGCCGCUACCUGGGCCUCUUCCGAGCAGACCAUCAGACCUCGAAGACCUUCGGAUGGGAUGGGAAGGAAAUGCCUAGCACUCGUGGCUUGGAGCCAGCUCGCGUCCCGCCAGAGUGGUCCUUCGUGCCUGUCACGGACUUGUUUCUGGUGGUGGGAGAAGGGCUAGUGGGCAUCACCACGGAAGGCAUCUUCGGGGACUUGCCGAAGGGCACCGGAAGAACAAGCUUGAGGGAAUGUUAUAAGAAGCACGGCCCUCAGAUGAAGCAUGCCCAAACGUGGGCUACUGGGGAUGCCCACGCCGUGAUGCCAAGCUCAGAUAGCAACUUGCACCCACUAAGGAAUUUGCACAUUGUAGGACGAAGUGGAGCACAAGGAAGUGGUGUGAAGUAUUUGAUGCACAAGACAUGCGGUACUAAGAGAUGUUCUGCUAAGCGGCAUGGUGCAAAAUGUUUCUUCGGGGCCGUCUGUUGGGUUUCGCUUGGCCGAGGGAGAGGUUGA